UCUCCUUCACUGUGCCCUAUCUUUGCCAGGCCGACAGAUGCUAGCUUUGACAGGGUGAAAAAGGAACAGACGCUUUGCAGAUAUCCAUCUCUCCUUGCUUCACAUCAUAAAAUCGGUACAAUGGCUGUUCCUCCUUCAUACUCAGACCUGGGCAAGGCUGCCAAGGACAUCUUCAGCAAGGGCUAUGGCUUCGGCAUCGUGAAGCUGGACUUGAAGACCAAGUCUCAGAGUGGAGUGGAGUUCAACACAUCAGGUUCCAGUAACACAGACACAGGGAAGGCAGCUGGCAACCUGGAGACCAAGUACAAGAUGAAGGAGCUGGGCCUGAGCUUCAACCAGAAGUGGAACACCGACAACACUCUGGCUACAGAGGUCACUGUGGAGGACCAGCUGGCUCAAGGACUCAAGCUGGCUCUGGACACAUCCUUCGUACCAAACACUGGCAAGAAGAGUGGCAAGCUGAAGACUGGCUACAAGCGCGACUUCCUUAAUGUGGGCUGUGACGUCGACUUCGAGGGUCCCAUCAUCCACGCAGCCGCAGUGGUGGGCUAUGAGGGCUGGCUGGCCGGGUACCAGAUGGCCUUUGACACGGCCAAGUCCAAACUGGCCCAGAACAACUUCGCCCUGGGAUACAAGGCUGGAGACUUCCAGCUCCACACCAACGUUAACGAUGGGACUGAGUUUGGGGGUUCUAUCUACCAGAAGGUGGAUGACCAGCUGGAGACGGCGGUCACUCUGGCCUGGACGGCCGGCAGCAACAACACGCGCUUCGGCAUCGCAGCCAAAUACGCUCUAGACAAAGAUGCUUCCCUGUCUGCCAAAGUGAAUAACGCCAGCCUGAUUGGAGUCGGUUACACCCAGAGCCUCAGGCCAGGUGUGAAAGUGACUCUGUCAGCCCUGAUUGAUGGGAAGAACUUCAACACCGGCGGUCACAAGGUUGGCCUGGGCUUCGAGCUGGAGGCAUAAAGCAGGAUGAAGACCCACCAACCAAGAGAAGAGCUCAGAACCAAUCACACCUCCAUUCCCAACCACAUGCAAACCCUACCACAGCCCUUAUCCAAAACCAUCUUCAUGUAGCCUCUCCAUUCCUGCACCUCUGUCUCUCACUCACACACACACACACUAAGUGUUUAGGCAGGAAUAGUCAAACCCGUGGCAGCCAUGUCCGUCAUGACUGAAGUAGCUAAAUAACCUGAAUGAAUACUGAGAGACAUUCUGUAAUGUCAUGGCCAUUAUAUAUUCUAUCUCCUUUGGUUUAGAUAGUUAGCUACCACUACCGUUCAUCUUGUUUUAAAGAAAGUGUUUCAGUCUUCGAGGGGAAAGGCGGACACAUAAGAUGGAUACUUCUCCUUUAACUGACGUUGUACAGAAACGCAGGGGAGUUUUGUCAUCUGACUGGUAACUGAAGAGUCACAUCUCAGUAGGGGUUUGGGGGAGUAGUCCUUUGGGAAACUUGUAGCUCGUAUGCUUAUGUACGUGUAUAUAUUCCCCUUCGUCUUUCAUUGUAAACAUGUCUGAAUGAAUAUCUGGAGUAGAACGGAAGGCUUGGUAAGAAUGGAAGCCUCAUGCAUUUGAAGUCCAGUGUUCCCUCUGUCUGUUUCUUUUGUAUUGGUUUGAGUAUCAAAUGUUGUAUUUUGGUUGUGCUGUUGUCAGUCGUGGACCAUGGUAUCAGUUAAACUAGGUGUGAUCAUAGGAUGUUUUAGUGAUGUUGGACAUUAUGUACGACUCAAUUGUAUGUUUUCAUAUCACGGAUGUAAACCGUUGUUGGUUUUGGUCGGGCUGGGUGGGUGGGUGGAAAGAGACCGGUUCAAGCCAUAAGAAACAGGGUUGACGUAAGAACUAUCUCAUUUCAGACAAUUUAUGUUUUAAUUCCUCAUUUGACUGAAGUGAGAUUUUAAUUGAGUCCAACCUUGAGAAGGAAUCCACCAUUUGACCACUGCUCCCAUCUGCUGUUACUGUAACCACUGAACAAUAGGGGAGUCUGCAGGAGAGUUUCAGUAAGAUUAGUAUCGUCCGCUGAAUGCAGUUCUACAUGUGUCCCGAAACACUGAAAUAUUUUCCUCUCCUUUGCUCGGUUGCCACGCUUCUGUAUAUGCAAGCUGGUAGGUGAAAAUAAUAUGGUGGAAUCUUCCAGUAGGUUAGAAUAGGUGGCAUUUCUACAGUGUUGCUUUCAUCUAUCUAGUUAAGAUCUGUGGUCACGUGAAGAGGGACGUGGACAUGGCGCUAUUUGAGAGUAUUUUGAGCGACUCAUGAGUUAGAAUUUCUGUUCAGGGAUUUCAUUUAGUCUGUUCUAAAAUGAGUGUCUUGGUGCCAUUCUAGAAUGUUGUUGUUGCUCAUGCUACUUUGGACCGACACCCCUUCCUGGCUGCCAUUGGUCCCAUUGGGAGCCAAUCAACACUCCCUGUCAUUCCCACUCUCUGUACAUAGUAUACAUAUUCUCCUCUUAGUUUCACCACUCCUCCAGUCAGAAAACACUUGAAGGAAUCAUGUCAGAGGCCGUUGUGUGGAACUCAACUGUUUCCUUUACCAAGUCAUAAACCAGUUAUCCAUUUAUCUUUGUUUUCUUUCCAUUUGUUGACAUUGAAUCACUUUGAUUUUGUGUGUUUAGACACAGUACCACAUUUUUUCCAACUUCAAGUAAUGGAAUUCUAAUAAAUAAACACCUUGACUUGA
Molecule: messenger RNA, 2673 nt
Organism: Oncorhynchus masou masou (cherry salmon)
Lineage: Eukaryota; Metazoa; Chordata; Actinopteri; Salmoniformes; Salmonidae
Product: voltage-dependent anion-selective channel protein 2-like
Exons: 8
Coding region: 121-966 (281 amino acids)
Biological process (GO): monoatomic anion transmembrane transport
Cellular component (GO): mitochondrial outer membrane
Molecular function (GO): voltage-gated monoatomic anion channel activity
Source: RefSeq, a predicted model, not a curated record